Durusdinium trenchii is the source of this 1509-nucleotide messenger RNA. Lineage: Eukaryota; Dinophyceae; Suessiales; Symbiodiniaceae. The record is from the annotation of a GenBank genome assembly.
AUGGCAAAGUCCCAUGUGCUACUCUGCGCCACAGUGGUGGUUGUGCUUUGGCUGCUGCAGGCCCGCCUGCCGCCUGCUUUCGGAAAGCGCGUGCGCUUGCCGCGGCGUUCCAAGGACAACCCUCGUGCCCAGAAGCGCGGCGCCAGUCUGUUGAGCGAAGACGACUUGGAGAGGUCCAGGAGUUGGAGGCAACCUCCGCGGAAGUGGCUGCGUAUCCCCAAGUCAGGUGAAGGUUGCUGCGAUUUCCGCGUGAAGCGUGACUGGCGCUGGCGGCAGAUGAUCGAAGAACCGCUGGGCGUCUAUGAGCAUUGCAACGCCACCGGGCGGCCGCGCUUCCAUGCGGUCUUCGCUUCGGCGCCUGGCAAGGAGGAGUUCCUCGGGUGCUUCUUCACACCCAUGGACGCCGCAGCCGCCUGGGAUGCUCGCGCGCGGCGCGAGGGCUGGAGGGUGCUGAACUAUCCCAGCGGCGGGCAGGAGGAGGCUGAGACUUGGCUGCAAGACAAGUUCACUUAUUGGAGGUCCAAAGGCUUUCCCUAUCCUCCCACCGAUCGCGAGUGGAGAGAAGGGCAGUUGAAAGACUUGGAGAAGGUGGACAUCGACAGUCUGUGGAGGUCUAGAGAUUGCCUUGAGGUGGGGAACUUCCAAGGAAGUCCAGGAGACGAGCUUUGCUGGUCAUUUCACCCGCACAGUUUCUCCAUCUCCAAGACCGGUGCUCGGGACCGGACGGGUGUGGUGAAGCAGAAGCCCAGUGCACUGCAGACCUUCGAGAGCAACUCUGGACUUAUGAAGAGCCUCCGCACGUGCCUGGAGCGUGCGGGCGAUCCCUCCUGCCAGCCAGAGACCUUGCGGAUGGAGUGCAAAUUCCACGAUGACUCGAUGGUCUUCCAAGGCGGUGGCAGCUGGAUUGCCAACUUUCCACCUACCGUGGCUGCAGCGAUCUACCAACGCUUCGCCCCGCAGGGCAUCGUCUACGAUGCCUGUGCCGGGUGGGGCGGACGCUUGUUGGGCGCGUAUUUGGGUGGCGUCCGGAAGUACAUCGCCUGUGAGCCCAGCUCCAAAACCUUCGCCGGUCUCAAGGACUUCGCCGAGUUUCUGCCCAACAUGGAGGUGGAGCUCAACCAGUGCGGGGCGGAGGACUUUGAAGUGCCGGAGCAAGUAGACUUGGCCUUCACCUCGCCUCCCUACUUCAAUACCGAAGCCUACAGCAGUGAGAAGAGCCAGAGCCAUGUGAGGUUCCCGGACGUGGAGGCCUGGCGCCGCGGCUUCCUCCGGCCGUUGCUGGCGCGGAUGGUUGAGUCUCUACGGCCGGGAGGCCACCUACUGCUCUCAGUCACCACCCGGCGCACACACCGGCGUGCUGGCUUGGACUUGGAAACGGAUGUCCAAGAGAUCGUGAGUGAUCUGGGGCUUCUUCAGGAGCCUUCGUUGAACAUGCAAAGCGCCUCGCAAGCGCGGCCGAUCUAUGUUUGGAAAAAAGAUGAAAAAAAAAAAAAACAGCGUUGCAGGUAG